CCUGAAGCUGGAGUGGGGGAGGGGAGGAAGUCUGCUGGGAAAGGUUUUCCUCCUCUGUGUACUAGCCUCUGUACGGCUCAUAUUUCACAGCAGGAAACUAAUAUCGGCUGGCUAACAUGUCGUCUUGAGUGACUAAAUCAGGUUAAUAUGCAGAACAGCGCCUUUGUUAUGCUUUCCUCCGAAUAUUCUGGAUUAUUGGUGGAUUUUGAAUCGCCUACAGGAUAGAAACUGAAGCCUCCGCGGGAAGAUAAAGAGCAGCGAGAUGGGAAAUAUGAUACUGAUGGUGCUUCUGGCGCUACACCUGCCGACAGAGCUGCUGUCCAUCCAGGUGACUGUGUCAGAAACAGAGAGGUCGACGACUCUGUUCGCCUCAGUCAUCCUGCGCUGCGAUUUUUCAACUUCUGCAAACCCUCAGGAUGUCCUCGUCACCUGGAGGUACAAGUCCUUCUGUAAAGACCCUGUGUUGGAGUACUACUCCACAGCCUAUCAGGCCGCUCUGCAACUGGGUCAGGACCCGUCCAACGACUGCCCGGACAACCAGCGCACGGUCCGCACUGUCAUCCAGAAGAGAGGCCUCAAUGAGCCCAUACUGGGAGCAGAAUACAGAGAACGCAAAAUUACCAUUCAGAACAAGGCCGACCUGGCCAUCACUGAAGUGAUGUGGUGGGACAAUGGCGUCUAUUUCUGCUCCAUUGAUGCUCCCGGUGACACGAUUGGAGACUCUGAUAAAGAAGUCAAACUCAUCGUGUACCACUGGCUCACGGUCCUGUUGAUCAUCCUGGGAGCUCUCCUUCUCAUCAUGCUCUUCUGCAUUUGUUGCUGUCAGUGCUGUCCGCAGAAGUGCUGCUGCUACGUCCGCUGCCCGUGUUGUCCACAGACCUGCUGCUGCCCAGAAAAAGCUGUGAUGCAGCACAGGAUGAUGAAGGAGGCUCAGAAGGCGAUGGUUCCCUGGAUGAAUGGUCAACCCAUUUACGCUCCCAUCAGCUCCAAUGCGUCCUCUCAGGGCGUCCCCAUACUCUAUUCAGGCUCGUACUCAGACUAUCCAGUCAAGCAAAAUUUUGCCAUGGCUCCGAUGCAGCUGUCCCCCAUGGCCCUGCAGCAGCAGCCCCCUCCUCCUCCUCCUCAUCAUAUGAACGGCAGCGUGCGGAGCAGCAUCCAGGGAACCAAUCAGGUGCUGGACUACCUGGAGAACCAAGUGAGGGGGCUGGAUGUGGUGGCACCUCAACAGGCUCCGUAUGCUGUACAGAAUAUGCCCCCAUUACAGCCUCAACCCCAGCACCACCCAGCCCCAGCUGCAGUCCCCAACACACACGGACCCCCGAGUAUGCUGUCAGCCCUGGAUGAGAUGGGGGUGAGAGGGGUGGAGAGACGGGUGAUCACCCUGCCUCCUAUCAUUCAGCGUGCACCUAGUCUCAACUCACGUAGAGGGCCUGGAGGUGAUGGAGUCAGAGGUGGGGCAAGGAUAUCCAGUCAGUCCAGUGGGAGCACAAACCGCUCAGGAGGAGGGGGUCUCCCCCGCAGCAGUCGAGGCUACAGAGACGUCUCCCCACCCAGACGGGGGAUCCUGCGAGACUACAGCGAUGAGUCAGAUUGGGAGAACAGGCGAGGGCGGGCGCCACACAGGAGCUCAAGGAAUGACAGUGGAGGCUCGCCUAGGAGGAGAGCAGGUGGGUCCAAACGGCGAGCUCGUAGCCGCGACGACCUGAUGGAGGAGCUGUACAACAGAGCGGCUCGGAGGGAGAGAAGCUAUUCUCCUCCUCUGCGCCGCAAAGGAUCCUGGAGCUCAGACGAUGAAGACAGCAGGAGGAGGAGAGGAGGCAAAGGGAAGGAUUGGCCAGAGCAACCCCCAAGCUACUCCUCCAUCGAGAUCCAGCCUGGACACACUAACGACCGAAGGAACUACCACCGCCUCUCUGAUAGAAGCUCCCGUAGUGGCACCAGUGUAGUCAUCUGAAGCAUUUCUACUUUUUUCUCAAUUUUUUUCCUGAAUGUUUCCAGAAGAGUGACGAUGAAGACAAGGAGCAGGAACUUUGCUCUGUUAAAUCAGCAUAUAAGGAUGAAGUUUUGGUCAAUGUUUUGUAAUUGUACUGUACUGUACUGUAUAUAUGUUAACUCUGUAUUCACUGUUUUUGCAGUCUCUUGUUAUUGAGAUGAGUAAUUUGAGAGAUUCUUGUCCUCAUAUUCAGUGUUUUUCAGGUUAUUUUUUUCUCUGGUGAUGGUUAAAAAUUUCCCUCUGAAGGUUUUUAUGAAGAAAAGUUUCAACAAGCACAUUGUUGGAUACUGUAAGAAAGUCACACUUUGUUUUUGUCUGUUAAUUUCAUAUGUUGCUUGACUCUGUACUGUUGAAAAUGGUUUUAUUGUUCAAAGACAGCCAAGAAAGCAAGCACAUUUGCAAAAUAGCCCAUUUGUAGAGAGUUUAGAUAGAAUAGUAGAAAAAUUGUAUUUUUUAUAAAUGUUUGCUUUUGAAUGCAUGUUUAAAUAAACAUUUUUAGAUACGG
Molecule: messenger RNA, 2498 nt
Organism: Cheilinus undulatus (humphead wrasse)
Lineage: Eukaryota; Metazoa; Chordata; Actinopteri; Labriformes; Labridae
Product: immunoglobulin-like domain-containing receptor 1
Exons: 8
Coding region: 263-1954 (563 amino acids)
Cellular component (GO): plasma membrane
Molecular function (GO): high-density lipoprotein particle receptor activity
Source: RefSeq, a predicted model, not a curated record